AUGCGGCAGGCCAUGGAGGAGAGUAGGUGCUGGCCGAUAGAGGAUGCGGGCCCGGAGACUCAGGAGGACAAGCGGAGACGACUGGAGGCCCACGGCGUGCGGUGGGUGGCAGACAGCCGAGGGAGCAGGGGCGGCUUCUCGGUGGAGGUCCUUGGCGGCCCGCCUCCUGGAGACUCUCAGGAGAGCAGUGCAGAUGGGUCCGAGACUCUCGCCGCUGUGAGUGCCCCGGCCCGGAUGACUGGAGGCCCUUCGCCUUCGCCGCCUCCGUCCAGCCGGAGCUCCUUGGUUGCCGAGUCGCCCGAAGGCAGCGUGCACUCGAAGCAGCAGACAGCUGUGAAGAGCAAGUCCUUAGCGAUGCCACUGCCAGGCCCUUUGAUGCAGACGGUCACGGUGGACCCGCGCCAGCUGCUUCGGGAGCUGAGCGAUAGUCAGGUGAGGGAGGCCCGGCUGGAGGAGCAGCUGAAGUUCGCCGAGGAGAGGCGGCAGAUGCAACAGGAGCACGCAGCCAAGGAGCUGGUCCUGCAACAGCAGCUGACGGAUGAGAAGGUCCAGCGGGCGAGCGCAGAGGCUCAGGCUGGAGUGCUGCGCGAGCUCUGGCAGCAGGAGCGGCAGCAGGAGCGGCCGGCCCUCCCGGCACCGGAAGCUCCAGCGAAGCCGGCCAUCAUGGCCAUCCAGGACGCGGUGUCCAUGAAGGAGGAGGAGGACGCCGAGGAGAAGGCCGGGAUCUGGCGCGCGACGAUACUGCCGGGCUCCCGAUUCAUGGACAUGUUCGAGCUGUUAUACGGCUUCUCAGACAAGUGGAAGCACUUCUCCUCGACCAACUUCGUCUCGCAUCAGCUCGGGGAGGAGGACCAGCGCCUUUUCGAGGCGGCCAAGGCGCGCUUCGAAGCCGUGGAGAAGCAGGAGUUAACUGCGGCCGAGCUCUGGGAGUUCAUGCCUAGAAAGUCUACUGAGUGGCUGCCCUUGUUCAAGUCCGUAGAGGAGUACGAGAAGGCCAUCGGGAGACUCCAGGGCCAUCUCGCGAUUCCACAGUUUAGGGAGAUGCUCCUAGCAGGGCUCGCUAGCAACAUCGGGGCCAUCUCGCGAUUCCACAGUUUAAGGAGAUGCUCCUAG
Symbiodinium natans is the source of this 1113-nucleotide messenger RNA. Lineage: Eukaryota; Dinophyceae; Suessiales; Symbiodiniaceae. The record is from the annotation of a GenBank genome assembly.